Python bivittatus (Burmese python) is the source of this 1855-nucleotide messenger RNA. NCBI's taxonomy places the organism in Eukaryota, Metazoa, Chordata, Lepidosauria, Squamata, Pythonidae. The record is from RefSeq and is a predicted model, not a curated record.
UCGCUCGGAGCAUGCGUCCUGGGUGCCCGGCUUUGGGAGUCGCUCUCUGAGAUUGUACUUGGACUGGCUGCCAUCUUAGUCGAGGAGCCGUCGCCUUUAGGGCUGGUUCAUGUACCUUCCUAUGAUAUGGCUGGGAAUGGGUCAAGAUCAGAGUGUAUCAGUGGACUAACUAUGAAAUCACAGCUCCAGGUAACUGUUAUUUCUGCAAAGUUGAAAGAAAACAAAAACAAGUGGUUUGGACCCAGCCCAUAUGUAGAAGUUUCAGUCGAUGGACAGUCAAAGAAGACAGAAAAAUGCAACAAUACCAAUAGUCCAAAAUGGAAACAGCAUCUUACAGUAAUCGUCUCCCCUAUCAGCAAACUACAUUUUCGUGUGUGGAGUCACCAGACAUUGAAGUCAGAUAUCUUACUUGGAAGUGCUGCUCUAGAUAUUCAGGAGACACUAAAAGCAAAUAAUAUGAAACUUGAGGAAGUGAUUGUGAAUAUGGAGCUUAUUGGUGACAAAGAACCACCCGAUGGAAUAGGAGAGUUGUCUGUCUGUCUAGAUGGUAUGCAGGUGGAUCCUGAGCUUCUGACUAAUGGUGAUGCCUCAAGUAUAAGAAGUCCUGUGCUGAAUGAUGGCUCCAAACCAAGAAAUGAAACAAGGAGUAACAUUCUUGAAAGUUGUGAAACUGCUGGAUCCAGUGAUAAGAAGGGGGCUGAUAUCAGUGACACUCCAUUAAUUGCAAAUGGUGGUUUCAAGCCUUCUAGACCUCCCAGACCCUCUCGACCACCUCCACCCACUCCACGUAGGCCUUCAGCUCCAGCUGCAUGUGUCAAUGGCCCUUCUUCCACAGAAUCAGAAGGGAUUAAUAAAGAAGCUGUGCCAACCACAAACACAUCAGCAGCAGAACCAAGCUCUGAAGGAGUGACUGCAGGGACAGCUCUUCCUGCAGCAGCGCCUUUAGCUACACCACCAAUAUGCAGACAAGUUCAGCCAGCAACUCCCAUUUCACAGCCACAUCAUACAGUUAGCCAAGGUCCUCUUCCACCUGGUUGGGAACAAAGAGUAGAUCAGCAUGGCCGAGUGUAUUAUGUAGAUCAUGUAGAAAAAAGAACAACAUGGGAUAGGCCAGAGCCUCUUCCUCCAGGUUGGGAGCGCCGAGUAGACAACAUGGGACGGAUUUAUUACGUUGACCAUUUCACCAGAACAACCACUUGGCAACGGCCAACUCUGGAAUCUGUCCGUAAUUAUGAGCAAUGGCAGCUUCAGCGCAGCCAGCUUCAAGGAGCUAUGCAGCAAUUUAACCAGAGGUUUAUAUAUGGGAAUCAAGACUUCACACAGAAUAAAGAAUUUGAUCCUCUUGGUCCCUUGCCACAUGGAUGGGAAAAAAGAACAGACAGCAAUGGCAGAGUGUAUUUUGUCAAUCAUAAUACACGUAUCACACAAUGGGAAGAUCCCAGGAGUCAAGGUCAAUUAAAUGAAAAACCUUUACCAGAAGGCUGGGAGAUGAGAUUCACUGUUGAUGGAAUUCCAUAUUUUGUGGAUCACAACAGAAGGACAACAACAUAUAUUGAUCCUCGUACUGGAAAGUCUGCUUUGUGCUAGCAGAGUACCAGAGAGGAAACCAGACGCAAAAUUAUUUUUUUUAUAUUACUUAUUUCGCAAAACAAGAUAAUGCUUAAAGGGCAUUAUUUUUCAGUCUUUUCUCUUCAUUUUCUGUAAAGUAAAAAAUAAAUGCUACUACUACUAAGUGCGUUUAAAAGUGGGUUAACACUGAACAUUAGAGAUAUUGGCAAGUACAUUUUUUGUGCUUCAGUGUGUGUCUCAGGAACGUGUCAAGCUUGUUUCAAAAAGAACUUUUCAACUUCAGAAU